Podarcis raffonei (Aeolian wall lizard) is the source of this 2580-nucleotide messenger RNA. RefSeq names its product dual specificity protein kinase CLK4-like. Gene Ontology annotation, cellular component: nucleus. Gene Ontology annotation, molecular function: protein tyrosine kinase activity; ATP binding. Bases 939 to 2363 code for a protein of 474 amino acids. The record is from RefSeq and is a predicted model, not a curated record. Gene Ontology annotation, biological process: regulation of RNA splicing; protein phosphorylation. Lineage: Eukaryota; Metazoa; Chordata; Lepidosauria; Squamata; Lacertidae. The transcript has 12 exons.
CGGGUGUGUCUUAUAGAGCGAAAAAUAUGGCAGCUUGAUUCUUAAGAACAAAUUAGUGUGGGAGGGUAGUUUCACAACCAAUUUGACAUAUAUAUAGUAUAUCAAUCAUAUUUAACAAUGGAUGAAGAAAAUAGGUUUUCAUCCAUAAGUAUUUCUAUUCAUAAAACAUAAUGGGGUAGGAUAUGCAGUUCCAUAUCUUAAAUACUCUUGGUUCUAUCCUCUAAGUAUAUAUUUCUAGUCCUUGUGAUUGCAAAGUUUGAAAUACACUAAUCUUGAUUGUUUUGUACAGUGGUACCUCUGGUUGCGAACGGGAUCCGUUCCGGAGCCCCGUUUCCAACAUGAGCAGAACGCAACGCACGUCUGCACGUGCAUGGGUCGUGAUUCGCCGCUUAUGCGCGUGCACAUGGCGUCAUUUUGCACGUCUGCGCAUGUGCGAGCGGUGAAACCUGGAAGUAACCCUUUCCAGUACUUCUGGGUCGCCGUGGGACGUAUCUUGAAAGAAUGUACAAUGAAGCGGACGUAACGAGGUAUGACUGUAUAUUCGUUGGUCUUGCCUUAUGAGAUAGAUAAUGUAACCUAGGUCCAAGUGAAACAAGGGCAGGGAUACCAGAGCAACAAGAUGGGGCAGCUGAAAAUAGUCUGUAUUGAUGAUAUAUUCUCACCCCACACUUGUUUUAUUUCUUCACAUUUUCAGUUGUAAAUGCCUUUCACAGACUAAAGUUAUUUCACAACCCAAUCUCUGUAUGUUCACUCAGAAGCCCCUUCCACUGUGUACUGUGGGACCUACUCCCAAGUAAGUGUGCACAGGUGUGUGCUAUCUAGGCGUUAGCCCUGUUUAACAUCUAAAUAAACACGUGCAGGAGGGGGUUGUUAAUCUCUCAUCUUUAUUUUCUCAUUGAAAUGUAACCUUUUUGCUUUGGUAUAUUUUCCUGUGUUAGAUGAAGCACUCAAAGCCAACGCAGUGCUCUGGGCAGGGUGAAAGAAGGAGCUGGGAUGAAGAAAAGAGCACACAUAGCCAAAAGCGCAGGCGGAAGUCACAUAGCAGUGAAAGAGAAGGCAGAUACUAUAAAUCACUUAAAAGUGCCAACAGUUACUUGGAAGAUAGAUCCAUAACUAAGAGAGACCGUCAUGACCGAAGAUAUGUUGAGGAGUAUAUAAAUGACUUCCGUGAUGUAGAUGACUAUAAGCAUUGCAGAGAGUAUGAAAAGAGUCGCCAACAUCAUUUUAGCAAAUCCUCUGGUCAAAGUGGGAAAAGUAGUCAUAAAAGAAAGCAUAAGAAACAUGACCCCCAUGACAGCUUGUGUUCGAAGAGUCACCGAAGGAAAAGAUCCAGGAGUGUAGAGGAUGAGGAGGGUCACCUGAUCUGUCAAAGUGGAGACGUACUAAGAGCAAGAUAUGAAAUUAUUUCAACUUUAGGGGAAGGUGCUUUUGGAAAAGUAGUAGAAUGCAUUGAUCAUCACAUGAAAGGGAUGCAUGUAGCUAUAAAAAUUGUGAAAAGUGUUGGUAGAUACCGAGAAGCAGCUCGUUCAGAAAUUCAGGUAUUGGAGCACUUAAAUGCCUUGGAUCCUGGCAGCAGAUUCUGUUGUGUACAGAUGCUGGAAUCGUUUGAACAUCAUGGCCAUGUUUGCAUUGUAUUUGAGCUGCUGGGACUCAGUACUUAUGACUUUAUUAAAGAAAAUAGCUUUUUGCCUUUUCCUAUUGAACUUAUUAGGAAGAUGGCUUAUCAGAUUUGUCAUUCUAUAAACUUCUUGCAUCACAAUAAGUUGACUCAUACAGAUCUGAAACCUGAAAAUAUUUUAUUUGUAGAAUCUGAUUAUAUAGUAAAGUAUAAUUCUAAAAUGAGGCGGGAUGAACGGACACUGAAAAAUACAGAUAUUAAAAUUGUAGACUUUGGAAGUGCAACAUAUGACAAUGAACAUCAUAGCACUUUAGUGUCUACGAGGCACUACAGAGCACCUGAAGUUAUAUUAGCCCUUGGGUGGUCCCAACCCUGUGAUGUCUGGAGCAUAGGAUGCAUUCUGAUUGAAUAUUACCUUGGUUUUACAGUCUUUCAGACACAUGACAGUAAGGAACAUCUGGCAAUGAUGGAGAGGAUACUAGGACCUUUACCCACACACAUGAUUAAAAAAUCAAGGAAACGUUACUUCCACCAUGACCAGUUGGACUGGGAUGAACAUAGUUCUGCAGGUCGCUAUGUUAGGAGGCGGUGUAAACCACUAAAGGAAUUCAUGCACUGUCAUGAUAAAGACCAUAAAAAUCUUUUUGACCUUAUUCGUAGGAUGUUGGAGUAUGACCCUGUCAAGAGAAUUACUCUAGAUGAAGCCCUGGAGCAUCAUUUUUUUGACCCUUUAAAAAAUAGAUAAACUCAUUUGAUCUAUCUUCCUCCAAAGAGACGAUAAGACUGUGUCAGUUAACAACAUAAUGUGAGAAGAUGUAAAUAAUAAAUUAUUUUUUCAAUUUAUUUUGUAAAUAUUACCAUAAUUUUUUUGUAUCGAUGCUGUGGCUCUCUUGUUGAACAGUUGUGGUAUUACUGAUCAUGGAUGCAUUAAUGUACACAUUAAAUUUUUUCAUUUUCUACAA